UGACCAGAGGUAGUUCGGAUAAGCGAUAGAAGAUGAGUGUGUGAGUGAGAGUAAACUUUCUGUACUAUAUUUAUGUUCUGUAAAGCUGCUUUGAGACAAAGUCCAUCGUUAAAACUAUACAAAUUGAAUUAAAUUGGCACUUUAUUAAAUAAAAUAUCUUUGUUGUCAGUGUUCAGUGCGUUUUUUUUUGUCUGUGUGACUGUGGUCGUGGUUCUUCAGCUCAGUGGUUUGGUAGGUUGUAGCUUUUUCAGGAAGUGACAUUUCUCACUCGUUCUCUCGUCGGCACUGCACUGAAUGCCACAUUUCCAGAGGUAGUGCUUAAUGUUCGUAUGAUGGUGUUGCAUUUUGACACGAUAUUUUUCAGUGUGUGGAUGCUUCAUGGUUGCUGGAUGUUUGUCAAAGGUGAGCUAUUGUGCAAAAGAGAACUUUUAAAACGCUGUAACGUUUCUGCUGAGCUCCAGUCUGAUGUCCUGCUGCCGUGUAACUUCGAUCCGGUUCUCCUCGGAUCAAAUAAGACUGCAGAUGUAGCAGUAGUGUGGAAACAGAUAAACACAACAACACACGGUUUACUGGAGAUCAGUCAGCAUGGAGUAGAGAGGUUCUGGAAUAAUAGAAAUGGACGUGUUAAGCAUUUUCCUAAGCUCUCUGCGUCAGGAAACUUCUCCAUCCUUCUUAAGAAAGUGCAGUCGUAUGAUCUGGGUCUCUACAGCUGUGAGCUUCAUCAUGGGACCAACUGCAGUAUUGGGUAUCAGGAGAUACAACUGGGUCAAGACCAAUACACACAUCAGUCAAUAUGGAUCAUAGUAGGAGCGUUAACAGGAGGACUUGUGCUGCUUGCUGUACUCACAACCUAUUUAAAUGCAAACCGACGAAGAAAUAUCAUUAUUACCGAAACAGACUACGGAAGCGUCGAGGGCCCAGUGGCAGAGCCAGACAGAAACGAUCAAGUAAUUGAGAAUCCGAUAUAUGACACUUCCUCUCGACAAGAGACGAAUAACUGUCUGAGAGAAGAGGAAGGGAUUUCAUCUGAUACUCCAGUUUAUGCUACUGUCCAGAAAGGAAAAAAGCUUAAUAAACCCUAAAGGAAGCCGUACUUCAAAGGGUGGAAAAAAAAAGUGAAGAUUUUUAUUAGUAAAUCAGUUGUGAAGACAUUGUGAUGAAAUGCAUUGUUUAAUCUUUAAUAAUUUCACUCACAUGUUAGAAAACUGACAUUAGACU
This is a messenger RNA of Tachysurus vachellii, 1218 nucleotides long. RefSeq names its product matrix remodeling-associated protein 8-like. The coding region runs from base 330 to 1082 and encodes 250 amino acids. The transcript has 7 exons. The record is from RefSeq and is a predicted model, not a curated record. Lineage: Eukaryota; Metazoa; Chordata; Actinopteri; Siluriformes; Bagridae.